AUGUACCGAAUGGGCUAUAGAUUGGGUCCGAAUCAUUUUCUGGAGAUAUAUAGAAGCUGCUACGAUGUCACAUCACAAAGGUCGCUGUUUUCCAUACAUGAAAUUGACAGCGACACAAUGAAUCCACCUCGCACUGGUUGUUGGCGUGGUACAGAUGAUGUUGUCAUCGCUCCAUCAUUCCAGGCCAAAAACAUUUAUAAGCGAUUCAACGAAAUGUUUAAUAAUCAACAGACUUAUAUCACGAGUCCUAAUCGGCCAUAUAAAUUAAACCGCGGCCAUUUGACGCCCUCGGGUGACUUUGGUUUCUGCGAUCAAAUGAGAGCCACAUUUAGGUACAUCAAUGUGGUGGCUCAAUUCGCCGAUGUGAACGACAGCAAUUGGUCGAGAGUUGAGAACUGGGUGCGUCGCAUGCGAGAUCGUUAUGGAAAAAUGACUGUUUGCACGGGAGGAAUUGGAGUGCUGGAGCUCGAUGACGUCGCUGGAAAUCCGAGAGAUAUUUAUCUUGUGAGGGGCAAUCGCAAUCCGGUACCCGAAUGGACUUACAAGAUAAUUCGAUCCCAUUCAAAUCGAAAUGUGCAUUACGCUGUUAUCACCUAUAAUCAUGCCGAGAAUCCAGUUCAACCCGCUUCCUUAUGCACACCGUUGUCAUGUGUUAGUCUGGGCUUGCAAGUGAGUCCAGCCCCGAAUUCUGGAUAUACCUACUGCUGCGAUGCAAAUGAUUUUAUUCUCAGAAAUGUGAAAAAUUUGCAGAAUGUUUGUUAA
Messenger RNA from Drosophila sulfurigaster albostrigata, 762 nucleotides. RefSeq lists its product as uncharacterized. Bases 1 to 762 code for a protein of 253 amino acids. NCBI's taxonomy places the organism in Eukaryota, Metazoa, Arthropoda, Insecta, Diptera, Drosophilidae. Gene Ontology annotation, cellular component: nucleus; mitochondrial inner membrane. Gene Ontology annotation, molecular function: single-stranded DNA endonuclease activity; RNA endonuclease activity; nucleic acid binding. The record is from RefSeq and is a predicted model, not a curated record. The transcript has 2 exons. Gene Ontology annotation, biological process: apoptotic DNA fragmentation.